GGAGCACAGUAGGAAGGAGUAUAUCAUCACCGUCAUCAUCAUCACCGUCAUCAUCAUCACCCACCCAGGAUUACCAUAUUAGGCAGGGAGCCACAGGCUCAGACUCACUGCCCUCUACUUCCUUUGCUUCUUCCUUUUCUUUUUUUAGAUAGACCACCGCCACCACCACCACCACCACCGCCACCACCAAUUUGACAAUAUCUUUAGCUAAGUAGCAUGGAUUUGUGCAUUAACAACUACUCAUCUUCUACUACUAAUUCCCACAUGUUGUUGUCUUUUGGAAGUGAAAUGAUAAUAAUUACUGAGCCCAACACCCCCACCAUGGCAUCAUCAUCAUCCUUCUAUCCUUCCUCUUUCUUCUGUGCCAUAUCAAUCACUGCUACACAAAAUGCUUUGAUAUAAUAUUAAUACACAUUACUUCUCCUUCUUCUGUAUAUUUUCUUGGGUUUCUCUCUUUUUACCUUUUUUUUCUUUGAACCAAUUUCUCUCCUCAAUCCAAUAGUAUUGGAAGCAAGCAAGAAAAUGCUGUGUGAUUCAUUCGUCACUGCCGUUACUUCAUCAACAGCAACAACCAUGCCACCACCAGCAGCAGCAGCUUCUUCUCAUGUUUUGCCCAUCAGGUAUGAUCAUGAACAACAUCGGCGGUGGAGGAGAAGAAAUGGGACUUCUAUUGUUUCAGUUUCAGUUUCAGUUUCAGCUUCAGCUUCCCCUCUUUCAAUCAAUCAGAUGAACAUGGACUCUUCUUCCCGUCGUCUCAAAAAUUAUCAGGAGGUUGUCAAGUCUGCGAGGGACAAGUUUACCCAGGAAAUCUCCUUCCAAUCCAAGGACAAAGACAUUUCUCUUGCUAAGGCUUUGCUAUACAUUGCAGCAGAAGAUGAGGCAUUUAUCUCUCUCAAUCAAGAGAUGGAUGCUUGCUCACUCCUGAAUGAGAGGAGAGCUGUUUCAGCUGCAUUGAAUUCCCAGGAGUGGGAUUGUGUGGAGCAGAUGCCUUUAGCUGGAAAGACUACAAGUCAAUGGGUCAGUGAGUUGGACAACAUUACCAAGGAUGUCGAAGCAGAGCUAGUUUCAAGAGACAUAGGUUGCCAUUUGGUUGAACUUUUGGAUGCAGUGAAUUUAGUUCUUUUUGAGUUGAGAGGCUUCAAAAGAUCACCUGUUGUUGUAGAUUCCAAGUAUUCAUACUUGCACACAGUAUUAAGCACCAGAUGUGGCAGUGCAAUUUUGCUUAGUAUAAUUUACAUUGAAGUUUGUAGAAGACUUGGUCUGACCAUUGUGGGAUCUCGAGUUGGGGAAGAUUUUUUGAUAUGGCCCCAAAUGGGGAACCUGGAGGAGCUCUUCAAGGUAACUUCAGGACACAGCUUGUUUGCAAUUGUCAACGGAAGGUGUGUUGAGGACCCUAGAUCAAAGGCAUCAGAUUUGACUGGAAAUUCUCUUUUGGGGCUCGAGAUAGCUACGAAACGAGACAUUAUUGGCAUUGCUCUGGCCAAUUUGAUUAGGCUUCACUGGAAACGUGCUUCGAGAUCAAAUCCUGGUUUGAUGCUGACUUCACCACUUAGGCGUGCUCCUAACACUGAUGAAAAACUUAACAGGAUCCAUAAUUCAAGUAUUCCUUUGCUUCGGCCUCAUGAUCUUAGGCUGGCUAUCAUGGCUUCAGAAAGAUCGUUGAUUCUGCAACCACAUAAUUGGGCUUUGAGGAGAGACCAUGGCAUGAUGUUGUACUAUAAUAGGAAAUAUGGUCAGGCGGUGCAAGAGCUUAGCAUUUGCAUGGCGUUUGCCCCAGAAGAAGAGGCCAAGGUCCUAGAAGCAUUUGUAGAGAAAUUGCACCUGUUGCGGCUUGAAUCGUCGUGGAAGUCUUUGGGACACACAGGUCAACUAACAGUUCCUUGAGGUGUUUGUACAUAACCCUCCCUCCCCCAUUUCUCUAUGUAACUUACAUGGAUAAUCAUACAUGGGAAUUGCUUGAAUGCUCUUCAUCAAGAAUAUUCAAGUUGCAUGGUAUCGAGCAUAGUAUUAAAAUAUAAAUGUAACAUUUUUCAUGCUAUUGAAUACAGAAUGAUCAUUUAGCAAGGGUGCUUAA
This is a messenger RNA of Populus nigra (black poplar), 2074 nucleotides long. RefSeq lists its product as uncharacterized. The record is from RefSeq and is a predicted model, not a curated record. The transcript is spliced from 9 exons. Lineage: Eukaryota; Viridiplantae; Streptophyta; Magnoliopsida; Malpighiales; Salicaceae. The coding region runs from base 523 to 1884 and encodes 453 amino acids.